Messenger RNA from Parascedosporium putredinis, 1263 nucleotides. Lineage: Eukaryota; Fungi; Ascomycota; Sordariomycetes; Microascales; Microascaceae. The record is from the annotation of a GenBank genome assembly.
AUGUGCUUCGGCUCCAGCGAAAAAGAUUCCGGCGAGAACCUCGCGCCUAGGCCGGCGAACGGUGCUUCUUCCACCAUGGCCCACGACUCCAAGGCCUCAUACCCUCCGCAGCAGCAGCAACAGCAACAACAGUACGCGCCUCCGACGGGCCCCCGCCUUCGCAGUCGCCUCAACCCUACUACGCUCCUCCCCAGGGCGCCCCUCCUUCCCACUCACAACCCCAAGGCCAAUAUGCGCCCCCGACAGGCCCUCCCCGCCUCAAGUUUCCCAGCAGCAGACCCAAUACGCACCUCCUCCCGGCCCGCCUCCGGCCGAUGCACAGCGCCAGGACCAAUACGCACCCCCGCCUGGCGCACCCCCAUCAUCAAGACCAAUAUGCGCCCCUCCCGGCCCCCUCCCGGCCAGGACUACGCCCCUCCGGCGGGACCGCCUCCCAAAGAUCCCAAACCUCAGCAUGACUGGGAAAUCGCCGUCCCCGACACCUCCCUCUUCCCGCCGCCCCCGGCCUUCUUCAGCGGCUGGGAUCGGAGCCCCGCUAACAACGCGACGGAGGAGGAGGCGGAGCGCGGUGCCCAAUGGUGCCAGCAAUACCCGCUGACCCCGCCCAUCACCCUGGACCCCGGCCCUCGCCGCGCUCCAGACGCACAACAUCCGCCUGAUGCAGCCCUGGGGCUUCACGGGCGAGCUCCACCAGAGGGCCGCGGGCCAGUGGGAGUGCCGCACCCCGCGCACCGCGCCCGACAGCUGCCUCAUCAGCUACCCCCGCUCUACGCCGUGACGCUGCACUCGCCGCUCGCGAGCGGUAGGAAGCACACGGUGUACUACGAGGUGCAUGUCCGCAACGACAGCCGCCGCGACGAGACCUCGCUGGCCCUUGGUUUCACUGCGCUGCCCUAUCCCAACUUCCGGCUUCCCGGCUGGCACCGUGGCAGCAUGGCCAUCCACGGCGAUGACGGCCACAGGUACGUAAACGACACGUGGGGCGGGCAGUCCUUUACCGCGCCCUUCAAGAGGGGCGACACGUACGGUGUCGGUAUGACGUUUGAGCCUGUCGAGGGCCGCAUCAUCACCACCUGCUUCUUUACCAGGAACGGUGUGGUUGACGGCGAGUGGAACCUCCACGAGGAGCAAGAUUCCGACGUGAUCCUUCCCGUUACUGGCCUGGAGGGCUAUCACGACUUGGGGUGCGCCAUCGGCUCGUUUAACCACGUCGCCUUCGAUGUUAUCUUUGAUCCAAACGCGUGGAAGUAUCGCCCCUCGUAG